Messenger RNA from Xenopus laevis (African clawed frog), 2433 nucleotides. RefSeq names its product brain-specific angiogenesis inhibitor 1-associated protein 2. The transcript has 15 exons. The record is from RefSeq and is a predicted model, not a curated record. Lineage: Eukaryota; Metazoa; Chordata; Amphibia; Anura; Pipidae. Bases 284 to 1930 code for a protein of 548 amino acids.
UCCCAGACUGAUUUAAUGUACUCCAGACAGUCUCACUGCAGCACACACAGCCCGUCACUCAGCGCAGCCCAGGCCUGGAGCCUCCUAGUAGAAUGCACAGUGCAGAGGCCCCCCUCUCCCACCCACUGACAAGCUCCCACCCAGUCACCCUGAGCACUGGACAUUGUGGUCACCAGAGAGACCCCUUCUGUCUGUCUCUUCAUCUCCAGGGACUCCCCACAAACUGGACUCUCUGAGCCUCCUGUCAAGGUUCCAUGUGAGCAGCCCCCCCUCUCCAAGCAACAUGUCCAGGUCCGAUGAGGUGAACAGACUGACAGAGAAUGUGUAUAGAGCCAUACUAGACCAGUUCAACCCGAGCCUACGGAAUUUUGUGACGAUGGGAAAACAUUAUGAGAAGGCGCUCUCAGGUGUCACUGUGGCAGCGAAAGGUUACUUUGAUGCACUGGUGAAACUGGGAGAACUGGCCAGCAUCAGUCAAGGGUCUAAGGAGCUUGGAGAUACUUUAUUCCAAAUGGCUGAAGUUCACCGUCAGAUCCAAGUUCAGCUGGAAGAAGUAUUAAAACUCUUUCACUCAGAACUGUUGGCUCAACUGGAACACAAGCUUGAAUUAGACAUUAAGUAUUUAACAGCGACGCUGAAAAAAUACCAGGUGGAGCACCGGUCCAAGUCAGAGUCGAUUGAGAAAUGUCAGUCUGAGCUCAAGAAACUGAGGAAGAAGUGCCAGAACAGCAAGAAUCCCCAGAAGUACGGUGACCGAGAAGUGCAGUACGUUGAAAUCAUGAGCACAAAGCAAUGUGAGCUGGACCAGUUUGUGGCGGAAGGAUACAAAUCAGCCCUCACAGAGGAACGACGGCGAUACUCCUUCCUUGUAGAUCGGCAGUGUGCAGUGUCCAAACACUUUAGUGCCUAUCACAGCAAGGUAAAGGAACUUCUAAGUGCUAAGCUUCCUACGUGGCAACAGUCCUGCACGCAGCCCACUAAACUUCCCGAGCGAGCCCUGAUGCUAGUGAAACAAACCGCCAGCCACACUACAGAGCCAGUCAUCUCUGAUCCAAUGCCAAGCACAAAACCACUGGAGGUCCCCCCGGAGCUGGCACCUCUGUUAGGAGGAGGAGGUCUCAGCUUGAAUAACCGGAUGUCAGUGCAAGAAGUUCUUCCUCUUCCCAAUGGAGAGACCCAUCGCUCAAGAGGCUCACGUGAUAUGGGAAGCCCUGCUCAUAUUGAGCCCCUGUUGUUGAGCCCAGUGGUUUCCUCGCAGCCGGCAACACCAGCAUUGCUCACUCCUCCACCUUCCAAGGCCAAUGAGAUGUUUUCCUGUACCUUACCAAUGCCACGCAAGCUAUCCUCCGAGAACAGACUUGCCACCCUGGUGGAAAAUAAGACCUUACCUCGGAUCAGCCCCCUGUCAGUACUGCCGCCUCGUGUAGAACGUCGGAGAGUGCAGGCGGUCUUCUCACACAAUGCCGCAGAGAACAGCACCAUGCUUAAUUUCAAGGAAGGGGAUAUCAUCCUUCUGCUGGUUCCCGAAGCUAGAGACGGCUGGCACUAUGGCGAGAAUGACUCUACCAAAAUGAAAGGCUGGUUUCCAUUUUCGUAUACUCGUCCCCUUCCUCCUGUAGAGACCUCCGACAAAUUCAACUCCAGCUUCCCAUUGAGCAAACUGAACAGCAGCAGUACUGGGAAACUGGACAAAGUCGGGGUGACUCCGGCUGAAACUGAAGCUGCCAGGAUAGAAGCGGUUAGAUACACACCGUCUCCUCGCACCAGCACUUUCCGACAAAGACCUUUCAGUAUGAUCAACCCGGACAUGCUUCAGUUAGCAAAUGAAUUUGGCAGCCCAACUUCGUCGCCAUCCAGAAACAACCCCUUUGCUCACGUCAAGCUGAAACGCACAGUGACCAAUGACCGAUCGGCGCCAGCCAUCCAGUGACCCCGAGGAUUUGACCACCUACCUUGUCCUUCAAAGCUGCUUCAAUGAAAAGUCAAGAAGAAAGGAAUCAAUGAUGGUAUUCCCAGUCCUGAAUUCAAAGAGCUAAUGUAACCCAGUGUUUGAAGGGCUGCCUUUAUAAUCAUCAUCAAUACUGCGGAUGGUUCUGUUUACAGCGAACUUUUAGAACUUUCCUUCUCUGUUUACUGUGGCUUGUGUGUUAGAGCUCCAGCAUGUUCAAGGCCUCUGGCUGCAGUUAAAGACAUACAGAGCACUAUGAAAUGCCAGUGGCUGCAGCUUGCAGAUUUCAGGAAACCACCUCAACAGUAUUAAAGGACAAGUGGCUCUGCUGAGUUUCUCAACAAAAGCAAAAAGGAGACAUCGAGUUAGCCAUGUGCAUUUGCCUUAAGAUCACUUUUGUACAACUGUUGUUCUUCAUCUCUCAUUGUGCUGCAACUCCCAUCAUCUACAACUUGUAGUUUGGACAUGGAGUUUAUAUAUAUAUA